UAGUAUGAGAACAGUAUAUAAAAACACAACAACAGGUAUUGCAACAUCAAUUCCGUGUCAGUGUUCGAUGGAAUCCUUCUUUUUAUGCAGUUAGUGACUUAAAGUAAUUUGCCUGGAGGUCAAGGAAAAAGGCAGACACAGUCACUUCUUCGCCCAGGUUGGGCUGCAGAUUCCCCCCUCUUCGAGACGUUUUAUCAACUGGAUGAUUUUGAACUGAUACUGAGAUGAGGCUGGUGUUUAUGCUGCAUCUGCUCCUGGCAGUUCUGGUUCCGAGCCAAGGCCGCAUCGUCUCCAGAUGUGAACUCAAGAGGAGGCUUGAAAAGGCCAUCAUGCUUCCUCAAGGCAUUGAAAAGUUCAGAGAGAUCAUCACGUCAGUAGUGAUAUGUGAAGUAGAGAAGAGGUCAAGUCUGAAUACCAAGUUGAUCAAGACUACGUCUACCCUGCCGGUCUAUCCUGAACCGACAACCACCAACACCACAAGACCCCCAGAUCUGACAACCACCAACACCACAAGACCCCCAGAUCUGACAAACACCACAACACCCACUGAACCAACAACCACCAACACCACAAGACCCCCAGAGCUGACAAACACCACAGGACCUACCGAACCGACAAACACCAACACCACAAGGCCUACUGAACCAACAACCACCAACACCACAAGACCCCCAGAUCUGACAAACACCACAACACCCACUGAACCAACAACCACCAACACCACAAGACCCCCAGAGCUGACAAACACCACAGGACCUACCGAACCGACAAACACCAACACCACAAGGCCUACUGAACCAACAACCACCAACACCACAAUACCCCCAGAGCCAACAACCACCAACACCACAAGACCUAUCGAAAUAACAACCACCAACACUACAAGACGUACUGAACCCACAACCACAAACACUACAAGACCCCCAGAGCUGACAAACACCACAAGGCCUACCGAACCGACAACCACCAACACCACAAGCCCCCCAGAGCCAACAACUACCAACACCACAAGACCUAUUGAACAAAUAACCACCAACACCACAAGACCUACUGCACUCACAACAACCACAGGACCUACUGAAUCGUCAACUACCAACGCCACAAGAACCACCGAACUGCCAACAACCAAUACCACAACACUCCUGGAGCUGACAAACACCACAAGACCAACAGAAACCUCAAUCACCAGCACCACAAGACCUACUGAACCAACAACCACCAACACCACAAGUCCCCCGGAGUCGACAGCCACCAACACCUCAAGACCCACUCAGCCGACAAAUAUCAACGUCGUAACACCCACCAAACCAACAAACAUCAGUAUCACAAGACCCACCGAACCGACAAAUAUCAAUAUCACGAGUCCCUUCGUGAGACCCACCAGGGUUCCCCCUCGACAGAUAAGACCCUCUGUGCCGCCCCCUCAGCCGAUAGAACCUUCUGAACUGUCAAACGCCUCCAUAGAGUUCAUUGACGCUGACUCAAUCCCUUUGGCACAGCAAAUUGAGAUGGAUGCGUUGAUGAAGCACGUGGAUGGAUUGUGGAGCACAGAAGACACAGGGAGAGGUGGCCCUGCGCGGCGGCCAAGGCGAGAUCUCUCAGGGUCUUCCCGCACUUAUUAUGGACUCUUCCAGCUGUCAGAUGCGGAUUUCUGUUUCUACAAUAAUCCUUGGACAUACAACUUCUGCAUUACAUCCUGCACUGCGUUCAUCGAUGACGACAUCACGGAUGACGUCAACUGCUUUGUGAACAGUCACUUUUGGGUGGAAAUCAUCCGGGGUGCCACCAGGGAGUGUUUUGAAGCCACCAAUCUCUUUGAAAAAUGUGACUGAACUCAAACAAGCAUCAAACGACACCAAAAUGCACAUAUUUAACUUGUUUUAAAAAAAAAAUCAGCUCUUUUUCUUUUUCCCAUCUUCAUUAAAAAUGCACAGCCAAUACUCAGAGGUAGUGAUUUUUGUUGGGCAUAUACAAGGUAUAUUAACAACAUGAACAUUUGCAAGUAAUUUGGAUCAUUUUUUAUAGACAGGUUUUCUGAGUGAAAUAUGGGCGGCGCCAUCUUGGAAAAUUUCUGCUCCGAACUUCCGGUUUAGACAGAACAACAUGAUUGAAAUAAGCACUGUGUUGACAAAAACUGCAAAAUCAAACCAGAGGAACCCAUGAAAACUCCAAAAAUGGAUUCAGCACAACGUAGAUGAGACCUCGAGACCUUUCUAUGCUGUGCAUGAACUCCUGGAAGCGCCUAAAUACGGUUGGACGUGGAAUGUUUUGAACAGAGUCCAGCUUUAAAGCACCAGUGUGGCUCUACCUUGCCAUAUGCCUUAAAUCGAAACCAGCUGCAGACAAUAAGUUAACGAUGUGCUUUAAACCUAAUUAAUUGUGGAAUUAGUAGCCAGUAGACUAGAGGGCAUCCUGCUGUGGGUUAGGAAUUUGCUAGUAGAGGGCAGUGCAGACUCUUUGUUCGUGACUCAUGCUCGUUCAAUUUAAGGACAGAUGGAGACACAGAACUAUUAGAUAAAACAGUGUCGACUUGCUGCUACUGUGCCAGUUUUGAAAAGUAUACACAAGUUUCCUAAGCGAAACAUGGGCGCCGCCAUCUUUGACAUUUUCUGCUAUGGACUUCCAGUUUAGACAGAACACCAUGAAUUGCGGUUGGAGUAGACAAAGUUUAAACUGCCAAAUCAAGCCAGAGGAACCCACGGAAUCUCUAAAAAUAGAUUCAGCAUGACGUAGAUUAGACUCCGGGACUUUUUGAACUGUGCUUGGUUGUGUAGACUCCUGGAAGCGCCUAUAUAUAUGCUUGGAAGUGGAAUGUUUUGAACAGCCUUAAAUCAAAACCAACAGCAGACAAAAAGUAGGAUGUGCUUUAACCCCAAAGGAUCCAUCUAAAAGAUUGUAUGUUUGUUGUAAUCACUUUGUUGAUCAUUCGUGGACCAAAUUAUAACAACCUGUCAGCCUGUGUUGACGUGAGGUGUGGAUUGAUACGCCGGCCACCUGACUGACCAAAAUGAGGUGAAAUUACAAAUAAUAUUUACAGUUGCCGAAUGCAGAAGGGCUGACACGGAUUUUAUUGUUACGAGGAAAUACUACAAGGUAUCUACAUAUAAACAAAAAUAGUCUUUUUUUUUUUAUUGCAGAUAUUGAUCGCAAUAAAACAUUU
Molecule: messenger RNA, 3160 nt
Organism: Corythoichthys intestinalis (scribbled pipefish)
Lineage: Eukaryota; Metazoa; Chordata; Actinopteri; Syngnathiformes; Syngnathidae
Product: mucin-2-like
Exons: 5
Coding region: 225-1832 (535 amino acids)
Molecular function (GO): lysozyme activity
Source: RefSeq, a predicted model, not a curated record